Acanthosepion pharaonis is the source of this 1623-nucleotide messenger RNA. NCBI's taxonomy places the organism in Eukaryota, Metazoa, Mollusca, Cephalopoda, Sepiida, Sepiidae. The record is from the annotation of a GenBank genome assembly.
AUGUUUCUGAACAGGAAUGAAAUGAAUUAUCAUUGGUCAAGAGAUGACAUUCCGUUUUCGUCGCGAGUCAAAUUCAGAGAUCAUAAUCGAGUCUUGACGAUAGAAAAGUCGACAUUCCAUGAUGAAGGUGUUUAUCGAUGCAUUGUAACACGUGGUUCAGCUGCCCGGUACGAAAAGACAUAUUACCUCGAACUUUCAGCUAAACCAUACAUGAUCUUUCCAUUGACGCCCAAAUUCGUCGACAUUGAAUCACAAUUAACAUGGUUUUGUCAAAGUCGUGCCAAACCGUUGCCUACUUAUACGUGGUUCAAGGAUGGAUUACAAAUAAAUAGCACACAGGACGUCAUUGUGGUUAACAAUACUCUGCAAAUCAUAAACGUGAAUGGAGAACAUGCGGGAAUGUAUCAAUGCGCCGCCACGAAUAUCCAUGGCACUACUUAUAGCAGUGCCCAACUAUCUGUUCUUGCUUUCAAACCCAAUUUUUUCCGAAGUUCCACACCCAAAACCGUUUUGGCGACUAUCAACGGAAAUGUUACAUUUUUUUGCAAUGCCGAAGGAGCGCCACAACCAGAAAUUACAUGGAGCAAAAAUGGCAUAUCACUGUCUCUGGAGAAUGUCGAAGAAACUUCUCGAAUACGGAUGCUGCCCAAUGGCAAUCUAUUUUUGCGAAACCCCUUGGACCCUUCAGAACGUUCUGGCCCUGGAAUUGGUUACAAUGUCUUUUGGAGAUUGAAAGGCAGCAAUGGAAAAUGGUCCAAGAAAAUUUUGAAGAAAAACGCCGAUUUCUUCGUGGCCUUUGUCGGACGCAACUUUUAUCUUGAGUAUGAGGUUAAAGUUCAAGCAUUCAAUAAUUUAGGAAUGGGGCCAAAUUCAACAACUCAUACAAUCUAUUCAGCUGAAGGGAUGCCUGUCGGCGUCCCUAACAACGUAUUCGCUGAUACAUACAAUGCAACAGCAAUGAUGGUGACAUGGGAUCCAGUUCCUGAUACACGAGAAGUAAUGAAAGGUCGAGUGGAAGGCUAUCAGGUGAAUUAUUGGAACAGAGAUCAAAAAAGGCCAAUUCUGAACAGUGUGAAAUUUCCUGGAAAAAUGACUGAAGCUUUGGUGAUUGGCCUUGUUCCCAACAUGUAUUAUUGGGUCAAUGUCCAAGUAUACAAUACCGCUGGAAACGGGCCAAUAAGUGAAAUAUAUCUGGGUUCUAGUGGAAGUGAAGCCCCGCUGAGUUUCCCGGAAGAAGUCAACGUCCAUUCUCAUGGUCCCGACAGUGUAUUAGUAACAUUUCGAGGUGUCUCCAUGACAAUGCUAGAAGACCCUGUUGUAGGAUAUAAGAUAUGUCACUGGUCGAUUAAAGAACAAUUUAACUUAACACAAUGUCAGUAUUUAGGAAUGGCACACGAAGGUAUCAUACGACGACUGGAAAGAGGAAAACUUUAUAAAUUGCGAGUUUUAGCGGUCAGUUCAGCCGGAGAUGGGAAAAGGAGUGAAAUUACUUAUUUUACACUUGGUGGGCAACUUCAGAUAGAUUCCAGUCUGUAUGACAUUUUGGCCACUGGAUCAUUUCUAAAGGCAGCACCUCAUUUAUUUGUACUUUGCUUUACAUUUGUAUACAUUUUUACUUUAUAA